CCCUGAGUGACAGAGGGCAGAGCGAGCGAGCACAGCGCUCGAGACAAGCGCCAUUCAUCCAAGAGGACCGAGAGCACACCUGGUCGGACCGCAGAGAGCAGUUUAGCGUCUGAAAUAACUCCCCACAGCACCCGGGUUAUUGACUUGAGGAAUGCGGUGGCAUUAGAGCCGAAACUCCAUAAAAAAACUUUAGGUUCGUUUUCACCAAUUAAUCGGAGAGGGGAUAAUGGCAACAGGCGGAUUUAAGUCAAACGCCACGACAGACUUUUUGGAGGAGUGGAAGGCUAAACGGGAGAAAAUGAGAGCCAAAAUGCUGGGGGACAUAGCCGCAGCGACUGGUGCUCCUUUGGUUGGCAACAACCCAAACAGUAAACGCCACACCGAGCUCACAAAUAACGGCAACCCGGAGAGAAGCGCCUCCGCUGGGAACUGCCUCCCCUCCUCCUACACGGUGGCUCGGUCCUCCUCCGGCACGGCUUUAAAGAGCCCCUUGGAGGAAAUGCACCACCCUGCUGCCCACCCAGCUUCACCCACCCCGCCGGGGAGCAACCUGAAGAAGGCCCCGCCUCAGACAGAGAAGGCUCAGUGCGAUUCCCCGGACUCCAGCCCCAUGGCUUGCAUUGACAGUGACAAGGGAAGCCCGUCUCCCAGUAAAGUGAAGGAGAAGAACAGUUCUGGCCCCAGUGCUAGGAAGGGGAAAGGACAGAUCGAGAAGAGGAAGCUGAGGGAAAAGAGGAGAUCAACAGGUGUUGUCAGCAUACCAUCCAAUGAGAGCCUGGAUGAGCUGGACGAUGAUGACGCAGCGGAGAAGAACAGGAGGCAGGAGGAGGAGCUAGUGCAGGCCAACACUUUCCAGAACGAGGCCAUGAUGGCUGACCCCGCCACCGGACACUUAAUGGAAACCCCCAGAUCUGGGAGCGGCCGCCACAAGAGCUCUUCAGGCCCGGGGUCUGAGGAAGAGGCGGGGGGGAACAGCAGACAACGACACAACCGUCAAGCCAGAGAUGGGACUUUGGAGAAAAGGAUGGAGGAGCUGGAGACGGAGCUGGCCAGAGAGCGCCAGGAGAACGAGCGGUUGCUGAAGGCUCACGAGGAAAAAGACGACCUCAUCGGGAAGCUGAAGGAGGAGAUCGACUUGCUGAAUAGAGACCUGGAUGACAUUGAGGAUGAGAACGAGCAGCUGAAACAGGAGAACAAGACUCUGCUGAAGGUGGUGGGUCAGCUGACGAGGUAGAGCCCUCCCCCUGAAGAUCUGUUUCCUCCCGACCUCCUGCGGCAUGUCCUUAAAUCGGUUUGAUUCUGUCUCUGUGUGUAAGAGGUGAAACUAUAAAGUAGCACAGCCUCACAGCCUUGAACCCCCCCACCCCCCACUCCCGAGGAGGACUUAUUCCAUUGGUUGUGAAAGCUGAGUGAACUAGAGGCAGUCUGACUUGGAAUGAUUGUCAUCAUAUACAUAUUUAAUGUAAAUGUAUUGUAUAUAGGCCAUUUAGAUUGUUCAUUUUGGGGGAUAUUUCUUGGUAAGGUCUUUAAAAGCAAAGGUAAAAUGAAUGUAUGUGCUCAAAAACAAGCACACAAAGUCUAUUAAAACGUGUGUAAAGGUUUAAUUAAAAAAGCCUCCGUAAUCGCAGCCGUCACCCAGGUAAAAUGAAAUGAAGUGCAGUUUUAUCAGUGGAACAAUGGAGCUUCUUUUGAGGACCAAAUUCAACUUAAUUACUGCUACUGCACCGUCAGCAGGCUCGCAAUACAAGUGAAGACAUUCUGACAGCUCUAUCAAAUAAUGAUUUAAAGCCAGGUGCUUUCUAAUUGAACAUGAGUGCAAGAUUAACCUCAAUCCAAAUCGGAAAUCUACAAACCAGAAUGAAAUUGUAUUCAAAUGAUUCCAGUUUUAACGUUACCCCACGCAAGACUUUAUACGUGCUUUACGCGUUUUCAUUGUGAACAUUGGAGUAUUGUACUGGUCCUGAGGGUGUAACCUUCUCGCUGUGUAUAUAUAUAUGUGAAAUCUUUUUUAAAAGCUCUCUGUAAUUGGUUUACUAGAUAUGUCUUUCCAAUAUUUGAUAGGCUGCUCUGGUUAUGGCAUCUAAGAUGUGUGGAGUGAGCUACAGUGCAUUUUUGUGAGUAUGAUAACCAAAUGAACUGAAGGAACAUACUAUAAUGAAAUGCAUCUCUUUUUGUUUACUCAAGGGAACAGGCUUGGCUGGUAGUGGCAUUUUACUUUCUGUAUUUAGAUCCUUUUUAUUCCACUGAGAAGCAAAUAAUCUGUAGGUUUUUAGAAGGCUCUGCUUCCACAAAUGGCACGUGUUUUGGGGGGUAGGGAUGAUCCCCUCCGCAGACACUCAUCACAGAUCUCUUUCCAUGACAUUAUGCAUGUACAGAAGAUUAAGUCAUUUAAUAAAAGUUUGAUUAUCUCUCUCCUCA
Molecule: messenger RNA, 2418 nt
Organism: Eleginops maclovinus (Patagonian blennie)
Lineage: Eukaryota; Metazoa; Chordata; Actinopteri; Perciformes; Eleginopidae
Gene: pawr
Product: PRKC, apoptosis, WT1, regulator
Exons: 7
Coding region: 227-1234 (335 amino acids)
Biological process (GO): apoptotic process; positive regulation of apoptotic process
Cellular component (GO): cytoplasm
Source: RefSeq, a predicted model, not a curated record